Molecule: messenger RNA, 2619 nt
Organism: Neurospora crassa OR74A
Lineage: Eukaryota; Fungi; Ascomycota; Sordariomycetes; Sordariales; Sordariaceae
Product: NOL1/NOP2/Sun domain family protein
Exons: 1
Coding region: 218-2410 (730 amino acids)
Biological process (GO): rRNA base methylation
Cellular component (GO): nucleolus
Molecular function (GO): methyltransferase activity
Source: RefSeq, a predicted model, not a curated record
AAAAGUUUAUUCGAUAGACUCGACGACAUCUUCCAAUUUCACAACGACGUUUUCAGACUCGAGGGUGAGAGAUCAUCUUGUUUUCCGAAACAUCCUUCCUAUUCUACCGUUUUCCACCUUUUUUUUUUUUUUUUUUUCCUUUUUACCCAAUUAAAUCACCGAAUACAAAGCACCAACGAGGGACUUGAUAAACACCACCACCACCACCAAACCCAGCAUGUCCCUCUACCACGAGACAGCCGCCAUCCUGACGGCCGCUGGUCCCAACGCCACCCACGGCGGCAGUCUCAAGUCUCGCAUUUUCAAAGACAAAUCCCUCAAGUCGCCUCCCGCCCAAGUCUACGCACUAGCCCUUGAAACCAGCAAAUGGUCCGCCAUCCUCAAAGAAGUCGUCGAGGCCUCGGACCUGCUCAAGCACGAGCGAAAACUCACGCCCGCUCUCUCCCUCUUGCUCGUGCACGAUUUGCUGCUUUCCAAAUCGGGUAUCGCCCUGCCCGCCACCCACGGCUUGCGGGUCUCCAUUGAACGACACAAGGCCCGUUUGAACUCGGAGUUUGUCCGCGCGCGCAUACGGCGCAAAUGUGCUACACUGGAUGCGCUGCGGACGCAGGUAGAGAUUGGCGCUAGGGGAGGAUGUCCCGUGCAUCCGCGGUGGAUCAGGGUGAACACGCUGAAAUCGACGGUGGAAGAACAGUUGGCUACGACGUUCAAGGGGUGGGAGGUGGUGGAGAGCGUGGCCGAGGUGAUCCAGGCGGCCGAUGCUUUCGAUGGGCAGGGAAAGAAGGGAAAAAAGGUGAUUCACAUUGAUGGACACAUUCCCAAUCUCAUUGCCGCCUGUCCCGGGGUAGCGGAUUUCACAAAGACGGAGGCGUACAAGUCCGGCAAGAUUAUCUUGCAGGAUAAAGCUUCGUGUUUCCCCGCUUAUCUGCUGGAUCCUAGACCGGAGAGAGAUGGAGAUGUCAUGGAUACGUGCGCGGCGCCGGGGAACAAGACGACGCAUUUGGCAGCGAUUGUGCAUUCACGGGUGGAGGACAAUAAGGCGAUUGUCUUUGAUGGUAAAACUGGCAAGAAAGGAAACAAGAAGAAGAGGGGAGAAGAAGAGCAAAAGGGGACGACGACGACGACCAUAUUCGCAUUCGAAAAAGACCCUCACCGCGCCAAAACCUUACAGAAGAUGGUCAAAACCGCCGGAUCCGACACCUUCACUGUCGUCAACGCCGGUAAAGACUUUCUCAAGGUCAACCCUUUGGAUGCCAAGUACCGAAACGUCGGGGCUUUACUUCUUGAUCCUUCCUGCUCUGGUUCGGGAAUUGUGGGGAGGGAUGAUGCUCCCACUCUCCACCUUCCCUCUGCUCCUUCCUCCUCUUCCUCUUCCUCUUCCUCUUCCUCUUCCUCCUCCUCCACCAACACCAACACCAAAGCCAAUCCCAAAGGCAAACAAAAUAACAACAAGCGCAAGUCUCCGCCAACUACCACAGGUACAACAGAGACCCAAGAACCCCCAGCCAAGGUCCUGAUCGACGACGACGGCGUCGCCAUCCCCGUCUCCUCCCAGGCCGACCUCGAAGCGCGCAUCGCCUCGCUCGCCUCGUUUCAGCUGACCCUGCUGCAACACGCCAUGUCGUUUCCUGCUGCCAGACGCAUCACGUACAGCACUUGCUCGAUCCACGCGGGGGAGAACGAGCACGUGGUUUUGCGGGCUUUGGCUUCGGAUGUUGCGAAAAGGAGAGGGUGGAGGGUGUUGAAACGCCAAGAGCAGGUGGAGGGGAUGAGGAGGUGGGAUGUUCGGGGAGAAGCCGAGGCGAUGACCUUGGAGGAGGGAAUCACAACAGAAGGGGUAAUGGAAGAAAAAGAAAAAGAAAAGGAGGAGGUCAGGGAUGCGGUUAUCAGGGCUUAUUAUCGGGAUGAUGGUAGGGGCGUCAUGGGGUUCUUUGUGGCGGGGUUUGUGAGGGACGGGACUAUUGAUGAUCCGGUCUAUCUUCUAGAUGGUGUGGAGCAGCAGCAGCAGCAGCAAGAGGGCGAAGAGGAGGAAGAAGAACAAGAAGACCCCGAAGGACCGUUUGUGAGGGAUGAGCAAGGACGGAUUGUCAGAGACGAAAAUGGGAUUCCUACGUUGAAGAGCACGGGGAAGAAGGCGGUGGAUUUGAAAGAGUUGGAGGGCGAUGAAGAGAGUUCGGUGGAGUAUCGUAUUGAGGGGCAAGAAGAGGAAGAUGAAGAGGAGCCGUACCAGAGGGAUGGGAAGGGGAAUCUUGUGAGGGAUGACGAGGGGUUGCCGGUUUUGAAGGAGGGGAGGAGAUGGAAGGUUGUCAAGGGGGGGAAGGGGCAGAAAGCAGAGGGGGUGAGUGAUGAGAGCGAGGAGGAGGAGGAGGGUAGUGAGGAUGGUGAUGAAUGGGGUGGUUUUGAUGAUUAGGUUAUAUUGGAGGGCAGAGUUGACAGGAAACUUGGGCGUUGUUGACGGCCAAAAGAAUCAAAGCUGUAUGGGGAAGCAUAAAUGGGUAACAACAUCAGUACACAGGAGUCACAUCAGUGAUAGCUCUCCCCAGCGCUUCACACAAGUCAAGUUCGAGCUCGUAUCUGGCUGACUUGUGAGGUCCGUUGUCGAAUUUGACGUGUUAUCAC